AUGAUUGAUUGCAACAAUCCAACAACGAAUGCGGAUUCACGUUAUUGCAACAAUCCAGGUUAUUACAAUCCAAAUGGAUAUAAUAUAUCAGGAAUUUAUGAAUCAUUUGAUUAUCAACCAUUGAAAUAUCCAAAAUUUAUUUGUCCUCGAGGCAAAGCAGCGAUCCAAGGAUUAACAUAUUAUAUUGAUGAUAUAUGUGCAAGUUAUCAAUGCAACGAAUACACAAGUUUCUAUCUCGAUGUUAUUACAGAUACGACAACAAAUUCAACAAAACAAUUAACAUGUUCAUCAAAAGGACAAACAUUCACAUUCAAGAGAAAUUAUUCAGAAAACAUAUAUUUAAUGAGGACAGUUACAUGUCCAUCACCAGAACAAUUCUGCAGAACUAGAGAACUACUAGAUCAACAUUUUAUGAGUGAUCCAUUUUCAGGUGUAAUCUUUCCAACACCGAGACCAACACCAGAACAAACACCAAGACCAACUCCAAAACCAACACCUCAACCAACACCAAUUUUUGAUUCAAUUCCUGAAUUCCAACCAAUACGAAUUGUGAACGACAAUCGAUUCUUUAAUGGUACAUAUCCAGAUCCACAAUCAUGUACAUCCGUUGGACAAGUUGUUACAUGGCAUAACAACAAUCUAACAUGCACAGAAGAGGAUAUAAUGAAACCAGAACAAAUUUCUGCAUAUCAAGAAACAAUCGCUAAUGUCAAAGCAUAUUUAUAA
Trichomonas vaginalis G3 is the source of this 726-nucleotide messenger RNA. RefSeq names its product regulation of choline O-acetyltransferase protein. Bases 1 to 726 code for a protein of 241 amino acids. The transcript has a single exon. The record is from RefSeq and is a predicted model, not a curated record. Lineage: Eukaryota; Parabasalia; Trichomonadida; Trichomonadidae.